This is a messenger RNA of Corylus avellana, 1976 nucleotides long. It is a transcript of the gene PMT5, whose product is annotated as polyol/monosaccharide transporter 5. NCBI's taxonomy places the organism in Eukaryota, Viridiplantae, Streptophyta, Magnoliopsida, Fagales, Betulaceae. Gene Ontology annotation, biological process: transmembrane transport. Gene Ontology annotation, molecular function: carbohydrate:proton symporter activity. The record is from RefSeq and is a predicted model, not a curated record. Gene Ontology annotation, cellular component: membrane.
AUCACAGGAUAACCAGUGCUACUUCUUCUUCUUCUUCUUCGCCUCUUGAAUUUCUAUCCAAAUCACACAACCAUCACCUUUCUCUGCCAUCUCUCCAGCUGACAAAGAUGGCUGACCGGAAAGCUGAAACUAAUGCCAUUUCCGGCCAACCCCAGAAAACUCUUGCCGAUUUUGACCCUCCAAAGAAGCCCAAAAGAAACGUAUAUGCUCUUGCUUGUGCAAUUUUGGCCUCCACCACUUCCGUCUUGCUGGGCUAUGAUAUUGGAGUAAUGAGUGGAGCAGUAAUCUACAUCAAGGAUGACCUGAAAAUCAGCGACGUACAGGUUGAGAUCCUCGCCGGAAUCCUCAACCUUUACUGCCUCAUAGGCUCCUGCGCCGCCGGAAGAACCUCCGACUGGAUAGGCCGCCGCUACACCAUCGUGGUAUCCCAAGUCAUCUUCUUCGCCGGAGCUAUCCUCAUGGGCUUCGCCACCAACUACUCAUUCCUUAUGGCCGGCCGCUUCGUCGCCGGCGUCGGCGUCGGGUACGCCCUCAUGAUCGCUCCGGUCUACACCGCCGAGGUCUCUCCAGCCUCCACUCGUGGCUUCCUUAGCUCAUUCCCCGAGGUCUUCAUCAAUGCUGGAAUAUUGAUAGGGUACGUUUCCAACUAUGGUUUCUCUAAGCUCCCAUUACACUUGGGUUGGCGGUUCAUGUUGGGAUUGGGUGCCAUCCCCUCGGUUGUACUAGGCACCGUCGUUUUAGUCAUGCCCGAGUCACCUCGCUGGCUGGUCAUGCAGGGUCGACUCGGAGACGCAAAGAAAAUCCUUGACAAAACUUCCGACUCCAAAGAGGAGGCCCAAACAAGACUCGCUGACAUCAAACAGGCAGCUGGAAUUCCUGAGAGCUGCACCGACGACGUCGUUCCGGUGCCCAAACGAAGCCAUGGUGAGGACGUAUGGAAAGAUCUCUUUGUCCAUCCUACACCGGCCGUUCGCCAUGUGUUACUUGCGGCCGUUGGUAUCCAUUUCUUCCAACAAUCGUCGGGUAUAGACUCGGUCGUUUUGUACAGUCCCAGAAUCUUUGAGAAAGCUGGGAUCACAUCGCCCGAUCAAAAGCUACUCGCCACAGUAGCUGUUGGAUUCACUAAAACCGUCUUCAUCUUGGUUGCCACGUUUUUGCUUGACAAGACUGGACGGCGACCAUUGCUUCUAAGCAGCGUGGCGGGAAUGAUCUUCUCCCUCGCAACCCUCGGAGUCGGCCUAACUAUCAUCGAUCAUACAGAUCAUAAGAUGAUGUGGGCCGUCGUUUUGUGCAUGGGCAUGGUGUUAUCAUACGUGGCAUUCUUCUCAAUCGGGAUGGGUCCGAUCACGUGGGUCUAUAGCUCGGAGAUCUUCCCGUUGAAGCUACGUGCCCAGGGCGCCAGUAUCGGAGUGGCGGUGAAUAGGGUCACGAGUGGGGUGAUUUCCAUGACUUUUAUCUCACUAUACAAGGGCAUCACCAUCGGUGGGGCCUUCUUUCUUUAUGCUGGGAUUGCCACGGUGUCGUUUGUGUUCUUUUACUUUAUGUUGCCGGAAACACAAGGUCGAACCCUCGAGGAUAUGGAGGGGUUGUUUGGUAAUUUCAAGUGGAAGUUUGAUAAUAGCACGAAGAACAUCAACAAGAAUAGGGAAGAUGGUAAGGGUCAGAUUCAGUUAGGGACAAACGGGCAAACUUAGGAUUUAGGCAAAAGGUAUUAGAUUUAGAUCCCAUGCAAUAAAUUCUCCUAUUAUGUGAGCGCUUGUCUGAAGUCUAUCUCUUGGCAACUUUAUUGUAUGGGGAUAUAUCUAAGUCUAGAGCUACAAGUCAAAUAUAUUUGCUUCGAAACUUUAGAGUAGUUUUUGUUUUUUUUUUUAAACAAUGAUGUAAAAAGGUGAGAGGGCUGGCAAGCUUCACUGCAAUGGCCAAUAACAGUAGUUAUGAAUGAAAAGGGUGUAAUGUACUAUAGUACUGUUAUUGUU